Oryza brachyantha (malo sina) is the source of this 2617-nucleotide messenger RNA. RefSeq names its product translation factor GUF1 homolog, chloroplastic. Gene Ontology annotation, biological process: positive regulation of translation. The record is from RefSeq and is a predicted model, not a curated record. The transcript has 22 exons. Bases 81 to 2099 code for a protein of 672 amino acids. Gene Ontology annotation, molecular function: ribosome binding; GTPase activity; GTP binding. NCBI's taxonomy places the organism in Eukaryota, Viridiplantae, Streptophyta, Magnoliopsida, Poales, Poaceae.
CGCGAGCGAGCGCAGCGACCUUGCGGCGGAGAAGCGCGGGCGCUCCCCGACCUCCAGCUCCUCCUCCUCCUCCUCCUCCGAUGGCCACUGCCACCGCCUCCCGCCUCGCCGUACCAGCGCCGCGGCCGUCGCAGCCCUCGCAGGGGCGCCGCCGACCGGCUGCCUUCUCCUCCGCUCCGUCCCGCCAGCGCGCCGCCCUCUCCGCCGCCUCCCGUGGCCGCGUCGUCUGCCCUGCCGCCCCCGCCUCCGCGCCGGCGUCCACCGCCGACGCCGGCCAGGACCGCCUCCAGAAGGUUCCCAUUUCGAACAUCAGGAACUUCAGCAUCAUUGCGCAUAUCGACCACGGGAAAUCGACGCUGGCGGAUAAGCUGCUCGAGUUCACCGGGACGGUGCAGAAAAGGGAGAUGAAAGAGCAAUUCCUUGAUAACAUGGACCUGGAAAGGGAGAGAGGGAUCACCAUCAAAUUGCAGGCAGCUCGGAUGCGUUACAUCAUGAACAAUGAGCCUUACUGCCUGAAUUUAAUUGAUACACCAGGCCAUGUUGAUUUUUCAUAUGAGGUUUCCCGUUCUCUUGCUGCUUGCGAGGGUGCACUUCUGGUUGUUGAUGCCUCUCAGGGUGUUGAAGCCCAGACAUUAGCAAAUGUGUAUCUUGCACUGGAAAAUGACCUUGAAAUCAUACCGGUACUAAACAAAAUAGAUCUUCCUGGUGCUGAACCUGAUCGUGUCGCCCAGGAGAUUGAAGAGAUAAUUGGAAUGGACUGCAGUAAUGCAAUUCGUUGCUCAGCAAAGGAGGGCAUUGGCAUCACUGAGAUACUAGAUGCCAUUGUGACUAAGGUACCCCCACCACAGGACACUGCAAAAAGUCCUCUCAGGGCUCUUAUAUUUGACAGUUAUUAUGAUCCAUACAGAGGUGUAAUUGUGUAUUUUCGAGUUGUUGACGGCAGUAUAAAGAAAGGGGAGAAAAUAUGUUUUAUGGCUAGCGGAAAGGAAUAUGUUGCUGAUGAAAUUGGAGUAUUAUCUCCCAACCAGAUGCAAGUUAAUGAACUCUAUGCUGGCGAGGUUGGUUAUCUUUCUGCAUCCAUAAGAUCAGUUGCAGAUGCCAGGGUUGGUGAUACAAUUACUCAUUCUUCAAAAAGAGCAGAACGUGCUCUACCAGGAUAUUCUGAAGCUACCCCAAUGGUUUUCUGCGGCUUGUUUCCUAUAGAUGCGGAUCAGUUUGAGGAGUUGCGAGACGCAUUGGAAAAGCUUCAGCUAAAUGAUGCUGCCCUAAAGUUUGAACCAGAAUCUUCCAGUGCCAUGGGUUUUGGCUUCAGAUGUGGGUUUCUUGGUCUUCUUCAUAUGGAGAUUGUCCAGGAAAGGCUUGAGAGAGAGUACAACUUGAACUUAAUAAUUACUGCACCAAGUGUGGUUUACCAUGUCAACUUAGCUGAUGGUGAAACUGUUGAAUGUUCGAAUCCAUCCUUGCUUCCAGAACCUGGUAAAAGGAGAUCCAUUGAAGAACCAUAUGUAAAGAUUGAAAUGCUGACACCAAAAGAGUAUAUCGGCCCAAUAAUGGAGCUGGGUCAAGAGAGAAGAGGUGAAUUCAAGGAAAUGAACUUCAUCACAGAAAAUAGGGCAUCGGUUGUUUAUGAGCUACCACUAGCUGAGAUGGUUGGUGAUUUCUUCGAUCAACUGAAAUCUCGAAGCAAAGGAUAUGCAAGCAUGGAAUAUUCACUUAUCGGGUACAGAGAAAGUAACCUAGUAAAGCUGGAUAUACAAAUCAAUGGUGAUCCUGUGGAGGCACUGUCAACAAUUGUGCAUAGAGAUAAGGCAUACUCUGUCGGGAGAGCUCUAACUCAAAAGCUAAAAGAGCUUAUACCUCGGCAAAUGUUUAGAGUGCCUAUUCAAGCAUGUAUAGGUGCAAAGGUCAUUGCAAGUGAAGCCCUGUCAGCCAUCAGGAAGGAUGUCUUAUCAAAAUGCUAUGGGGGUGAUAUAUCGAGAAAAAAGAAGUUGCUGAAGAAACAGGCUGAAGGAAAGAAGAGGAUGAAAGCAAUAGGAAGGGUUGAUGUUCCUCAAGAAGCAUUUAUGGCAGUGUUGAAACUAGAAAAGGAGGUGCUGUGAAAUGGUAGGUUGCAAUCAGCAGACAGCAGCACAGGUCUCUCGUCUGUGUAAAGAUCUCUGUUUGGCCUCAACUGCUGGAAGAUAAUUCAUUUGAGAGGAAAUGCUCUUGUUUUCAACUCUCCAAUAGCUGGCCCAAAGAAACCAAUCGACUACAGAAGUACAGAUCGGCGUCGUAAACUAAGCUGACACGCACAGAUUUUUGUUCAAUUUGUCAGGCUAUUAUGAAGCCCAGAAAAUGAUGUUCUUGCACAACUCUGCCAGGUACCUGUACGGUAUUCUUUUAAUCAUAGCAAAUAGGUCAGUAUGCCAUUUUGUUUGGUUAUCGUGUAAUUGCUUCAGAAAAGGUCGUCGUGUUAUUAAAUUAUUUGUAAUGCUAAGUUCACGCGUCCUCUUAAUUAAAUUGCUUACGUAUGUGGACAAUGGAAUAAGAAUACGUUAAUGUAGAAAAAAAAGUUAAGGUCAGCUUACUUAGACAGAAUAUUGUAAAAUGGACAUAAAAAACAUUUGCAGUUGCAGUA